This is a messenger RNA of Nicotiana tabacum (common tobacco), 1810 nucleotides long. NCBI's taxonomy places the organism in Eukaryota, Viridiplantae, Streptophyta, Magnoliopsida, Solanales, Solanaceae. The record is from RefSeq and is a predicted model, not a curated record.
GUUAGUUUCUAUGCUUUCAAAUGCUCCCUGUACUGUACUACCCUGGUUCAACUUAAUAUUGUAAUAGUUAUCCCUCGAACAAAACAAAACAAAACAAAAAAAAAAGCAUUUACGAGCGUCUUUCUUUUUUCUUUCUUGUUUUUCUUUUCCUCUCUCUUUGCUCACACAUUCCAAAAUCCAAAGGUACUGCACAAGACUAGCAGGAAGAAUUCAGAUACUGAGCAGCAUUUUCUGAAAAUGAGUGAAGCUAUUCAAGGGAACAGCUCCUAUACCGCAGUAACUCUUCCUGUGAAGCGAGGGCGGGGUCGCCCGCGCAAGGAUCACAACCUAAAGCGUGUAAAAACUGUUCAAUUUCCACCAGGGUUUGAACAAGUAAAAGCGAUCCUACCCCGGCAAGUAGAUACAGUUAAUGUUGCAAAUGAUGGGAUGAUAGGUCGGCCCAUUACAGGUGUCGUUGAAGCUGCAUUUGAUGCUGGUUAUUUGCUCAGUGUUCGGAUUGGCGACUCCAAUACAAAUUUCAGGGGUGUUGUCUUUAGGCCAGGGCAUUUUGAUCCGGUCACAGCAGAAAAUGACGUAGCACCACAUGUUCAGAUGAUUAACAGGAAUGAAAUUCAUCUACCCAUUAGAAACCAAGUUCAGGUACAUGGCCAUGGUCGGUCUUUAAAGAGCGCCCAGCUGACUGUAUUACCUCCAACAACAGCUCCUUCUGCCACUUCAGUGGGAGCCCGCGGCGCAGUUGUUCCUGUUGUCCUUCAACCAGUCAAUCCGACCAUUGGAUUGCCACCUACUAUGCAAGCUCCUCCAACUUCAUCCCAAGCUGCUUAUAUGGGAGCUCUGAAGGAGAGAGGUGUGCAGAAUGUUGCGCCUUUGGCUACGCUUCCACCUGAUGGAUCACAAACCACUAGUAAGGUAACUCAAGUCAGCGUCCAAGAAGUGAUGGUAACUAGGCAUAAUGGGGAUGGUUCCUUUGGUGAGGGAGCAACAUUGAUGCAACAGAAAGAGGUUAAGCCAAUUGUAUCAAACAACAUAGGUAAACCUGUUGAAGUGACCAAGGGGAUUCAAGGUUCUUCUUUAUCACCAGAUAUGAACACUAAAGAUUAUGAGGCCUCUCAUAAGCUGUCAGCAGCAGGAAACUUGAGUGUUGUCCCUGAACGAGACAUUGGUGACAUGAAUGAGCUUCCCUUGAUGGAACCAAGUGACGUGGUAAAUUCCCCUCUUCCUACCCACUCCACAUCUGUUCCAAAACCAUUGAUGAGUUAUGGGAUUGGCAGGAUGACAGAGCUUUUACAGGCCGUGCAGGAAAAUAUGAUGGAGAACCAGGAGCUUCGUGCUGGGGGAUCAGCCAUUGGCCUUGGCAAAGAGUUUGUUAGAACGACAAGUCCAAGAACUGAUGGUAACAAAGAGAAAUCAGGUGUUCAGCAAGGGAGACGACCCUGAAUCUGAUCUUUGAUGUCACAGAUCCCCUAGCCAGAUCGACCUUUAUAGCACAUAGAGAUGUGAUGUAGUUCAACUGCUUCUAAAGUUGUACCUCAUCUCCGUGGAAUGACACAUUUGGGGCGUAAAAAAGGCCAAAAAUUGGUAAGUGUUGGCAGUUGAGAAAGCGGCUUGGCUAGCAUGUUUAAGUCCUGCUGUAGUUAUUUUGUUAAUUUGUUUAGACAAAAAAAAUUAGAUUUUCUUUAGGUGGUAUGAUGAACAGAUUGUCUAAAAUGCUAACUUCUUUCGUGUUUGAGGACAGGCACUCCCAGCCCACAUUUUAUUUGACAAAAAAAAAAAGUGUAGGAUCGGAGAGGAAGAUGACCUUUCAAUUUUA